AUGGCGCCUGCGAGGAGUGAUUCCGCGCGCCAGGAUGCGAAUAAUAGUGUCCAUCCACCUAUUGCGUCUCUUCCUGGGCCCCAUCCUUCCUAUAUCCAGGUUGCGAAGCCCUAUGUCUUCGAGCGGACUGUCCAUGAAUGUAUAGCCGCCACCGGUGUCGACCAGCUAAGAGAAGACAGCAUUCGACUCCAGGGUAUCACUUGGAUUGACAACGUCCGGAAGGCUCUCCAUCUACCCGUACGUACAUUCAACACUGCUGCUAUUUAUUAUCAUAAAUUCCGGCUCGUGCAUUCAGAUAGCGAAUACAACUAUCUGGAUGCGGCGGCGGCGGCGUUGUUCACUGCCUGCAAGAUCGAGGAUACACUCAAGAAAUCACGAGAGAUCCUCUGCUCCGCGUAUAAUCUCAAACUCUCACCAGCAGAACACCUGUCUGCAGAUGAUCCACUUUUUGAAUCUCAUUCCCGUGGAAUAAUUGGACUGGAGCGGCUGAUGCUCGAAUCAUCAGGAUUUGACUUCCGAAACCGCCAUCCUCAGAAGUCACUAAUAAAAUUGAUAAAGCACUUUAAUUUUGACAAGGACUCGAAAACGUCCGCAGUCUCCUAUGGCAUGAGUCUCGAUCUGUACCGGACUUUUGCUCCCCUCAAGCAGACGUCAGCAACCAUGGCCUUUGCCUGCCUUGAACUAGCAGGUCGACUUCUCAACGACCGUCAUGAACGCGUGGAGUCAGGGAGGGUAUAUAGACUCUGGCUGACAUCCCGCGAAGAAAUAAUGGAGACAAUGCUUGACUUGCUCGAACUCUACACCCACAACCGAAGCUCAACUUCCAUCGGCCCUGAUUUCCCCCUCGAUCUAUUCCUCAACAUCCGCAUCCCCCUCAACCAAGAAGUCGACUCCAAAAAGCUACCCCGCUUCACAUAUUGGGACUCGGACAAGUCCGGUACCAACGGGGCUAAAGCACCAAACGGGUUGAAAAACAAUGGCGAUGGGCACAAAAAUGGACGCCUGCCCAACCCGCUAACUCCAACGGCUGCCCAUGAAGCACAACGAAGAGCCGGUGAUAGGGCUCGUGAGGGCACCGUCCGGUUCAUGCUUUAUCCUGAACAGGCCUCAGCGGAGCGGGAGACUGUGGCGGAAUAUUUCAAGGUGGAGAUGGAGGAGUAUGAGGUGGAUGAAUAG
Messenger RNA from Paracoccidioides brasiliensis Pb18, 1176 nucleotides. RefSeq lists its product as uncharacterized. Gene Ontology annotation, cellular component: nucleus; cyclin/CDK positive transcription elongation factor complex. The transcript has 5 exons. Gene Ontology annotation, molecular function: cyclin-dependent protein serine/threonine kinase activator activity. The coding region runs from base 1 to 1176 and encodes 391 amino acids. The record is from RefSeq and is a predicted model, not a curated record. Gene Ontology annotation, biological process: regulation of transcription by RNA polymerase II; positive regulation of DNA-templated transcription, elongation.